Messenger RNA from Zalophus californianus (California sea lion), 928 nucleotides. It is a transcript of the gene TRAPPC4, whose product is annotated as trafficking protein particle complex 4. The record is from RefSeq and is a predicted model, not a curated record. Gene Ontology annotation, biological process: endoplasmic reticulum to Golgi vesicle-mediated transport. The coding region runs from base 1 to 660 and encodes 219 amino acids. Gene Ontology annotation, cellular component: TRAPP complex. The transcript has 5 exons. Lineage: Eukaryota; Metazoa; Chordata; Mammalia; Carnivora; Otariidae.
AUGGCGAUUUUUAGUGUGUAUGUGGUGAACAAAGCUGGCGGCCUCAUCUACCAGUUGGACAGCUACGCGCCCCGGGCCGAGGCAGAGAAAACUUUCAGUUACCCCCUUGAUCUCCUGCUCAAGCUGCACGACGAGCGUGUGCUGGUUGCCUUCGGCCAGCGCGACGGCAUCCGGGUGGGACACGCCGUGCUGGCCAUCAAUGGCGUGGACGUGAACGGCAAGUACACGGCCGAUGGGAAAGAGGUGCUGGAGUACUUGGGCAACCCUGCCAAUUACCCGGUGUCCAUUCGAUUCGGCCGACCUCGCCUCACCUCCAAUGAGAAGCUCAUGUUGGCCUCCAUGUUCCACUCGCUGUUCGCAAUCGGUUCCCAGCUGUCUCCAGAACAGGGCAGCUCAGGCAUUGAAAUGCUGGAGACCGACACGUUCAAACUGCACUGCUUCCAGACACUGACAGGGAUCAAGUUUGUGGUGCUGGCAGAUCCUAGGCAAGCUGGAAUAGAUUCUCUUCUCCGAAAGAUUUAUGAGAUCUACUCAGACUUUGCCCUCAAGAAUCCAUUCUAUUCCCUGGAAAUGCCCAUCAGGUGUGAGCUGUUUGACCAGAACCUGAAGUUAGCCCUGGAGGUGGCAGAGAAGGCUGGAACUUUUGGACCUGGGUCGUAGGCUGAGCCCGCAAUGGAUCCCCCAAGUUUUGAGAGAUCCUACAGCAGGGAUCCUGCUGUAUCCACUCCAGUGGAGAUCCCCGCAGCCUCGUUAGUGCACUUGAAAAUGGGAGGGUGCCAAGCCUGAUGACAUGUACCGAUCCCCGAGCCUUAAAGCCAUGCUCUCUGCCCUCCUGUAUCCACCGUGAGCCUACUUCCCAACUCUGUACAGGUUUAUUUAUGGAGGGAGUAGGCCCAUAAAUGCUUAAUAAACAUUCCUUUGAUCUGUG